Gymnogyps californianus (California condor) is the source of this 8623-nucleotide messenger RNA. RefSeq names its product multiple epidermal growth factor-like domains protein 6. Gene Ontology annotation, molecular function: calcium ion binding; protein binding. The transcript has 38 exons. The coding region runs from base 58 to 4620 and encodes 1520 amino acids. NCBI's taxonomy places the organism in Eukaryota, Metazoa, Chordata, Aves, Accipitriformes, Cathartidae. The record is from RefSeq and is a predicted model, not a curated record.
UGCUGGGCGCUGGCCGCCCGGGCGAGCGGCGCGACGGAGCCGCGGCUGCAGCGGGGCAUGCCAAAUGUCUGUCCAGUGUUUGAGUUGGCACUGGUAAGCCACCAACAGCCAUGUGUUCAAGCCUUUAGUCGUAUGGUCAAGUUGUGGAAACAAGGUUGCACGAGGAGGAAGUGGUGUAUGGGCUAUGAGAGAAGGUCUGGGUACUACACAGUUUACAAGCAGGUGUACAGAAUGGAGCGUCAGACUGUGUAUAAGUGCUGCCCUGGAUGGGUCCAACAUGACAGUGAACCUGGCUGUUUGCACUUGCUGUGUACUGUUGGCACUUGCUUCAAUGGAGGGAAAUGUCCUGAAGCAGGAUCCCAGAUGUGCCAGUGUCCUGCAGGAUUUCAGGGUCCUCGCUGCCAGUAUGACGUAAAUGAGUGCACCACUGAGAACGGUGGCUGUCAUGACCAGUGCUGUAAUACCAUCGGCAGCUACCACUGCAAAUGUCCAGCUGGCCAGAAACUGGAGGAAGAUGGAAAAUCGUGUGGAGACGUGGACGAGUGUGCGGUGGUGAAUGGUGGCUGCCAGCAAGGCUGUGUCAACACGCACGGCUCCUUCCACUGCCAGUGCCGGGCGGGCUACAGGCUCCAUGCUGAUGGGCGCACUUGCAUAGCCGUCAAUUCCUGCAGUGUUAACAACGGGGGCUGCGAGCAGGAGUGCGUUCAGCUCGGUGAAGACCGCUACAAGUGCCAGUGCCAGCCGGGCUACUGGCUGAAGAGGGAUGCCAAAUCCUGUGAAGUGAUAGACCCCUGCACAAGUGGGAAUGGAGGAUGCUCACAAAUCUGUCAAAAUGAGAGAGGAAUUGCAAAAUGCGAGUGUCAUCCAGGGCAUUAUCUUUCUGCAGACAAAAAGUCCUGUUUAGACAUUGAUGAGUGUGCAGAAGGGAGAGCCAGGUGUGCUCAUCGUUGUGUGAACACUCUGGGAUCCUUCACCUGUGUCUGUAAUCCCGGCUUCGAGCUGGGGGCUGAUGGAAAGCAGUGCUACCGCAUCGAAAUGGAAAUUGUUGAUAGCUGCCAGGACAACAACGGUGGCUGCUCUCACCACUGCGAGCACACGACUGCGGGGCCGCGCUGCUCCUGCGACGACGGCUAUCGCCUCGAUUUUGACGGCAAAACGUGCGCAGAGCUGGACGAGUGUGAGACCGGAGAGUCCUGCUGCUCCCAGUUCUGCAUCAACUAUGCAGGCGGCUACGAGUGUGCCUGCAAAGCGGGGUUCCAGCUGAACGCCGACGGCUGCGCCUGCGACGACAUGGACGAAUGUCAUCUUGAUAAUGGCAACUGCGACCAUUUCUGUGUUAAUUCUCUGGGGUCGUACGAAUGUGCAUGUAAGGAGGGUUACAGGCUCAGUGUUAACAGAUGGUCCUGCAUCGGUGGGGAGGAGGUGGAUGUGGAGGAGGCAGCGGGGUUCGCCGGGGCUCCGGGGCUGCAGUUCAGAGGUCCCCCCCAGCUCCUUCGCUACACGCUCGGUGCCCUCUACGAGGAUGAAGACCCGCGAGGAGAGCUCACCCUGGUGCACAGGGUCGUUUGCCUUGAUAACACUUUCGGCAAUGACUGUAGCUUGAGCUGUGAGGAUUGUCUGAACGGAGGCAGAUGUAACAGUGAACACAGCGGCUGUGUUUGCUCACCUGGGUGGACCGGCAUUAUCUGUAAUGAAACUUGCUCCCCUGGGACGUACGGCAGAGGCUGUGCCAGCGUUUGCAAGUGCCAGAACGGAGGCUCCUGCGACCCCGUCACGGGGCAGUGCCGCUGCCCGCCCGGCGUGCACGGCAAGCUCUGUGAAGACGGUUGCCCGAAAGGCCUCUUUGGGAAGAACUGUAACAAACCGUGCAACUGUGCCAACAACGGCUAUUGCCACAGACUCUAUGGAGCCUGCCUGUGUGACCCUGGGCUCUACGGGCGUUUCUGCCAUCUUACCUGUCCCAGGUGGGCCUUCGGAGCUGGCUGCUCAGAGGAGUGUCAGUGCGUGAAAGAGCACACGCUGGAAUGCAACGCAAGGAACGGGACUUGCACCUGCAAGCCUGGUUAUCACGGCAAAAAGUGUCAGAAAGAGUGCACGCCUGGCUUUUACGGGGCUGGUUGCAAACUGAGGUGUAACUGUCCUGCUGAUGUUUUGUGUGAUCAUGAGACAGGAGUCUGCAAACAUCCGUGUCCACCUGGGUUUCAUGGAGAAAAAUGCCAUUUAUCCUGUCAGCCUGGGAGCUUUGGGGUGAGCUGCAGGCAGAGGUGCAGCUGUGGAGGAGCACCAUGCGAUCCGAAGACGGGGCAGUGUAUUUGCCCAGCUGGGAAGACUGGUGCUACGUGUGAGCAAGAUUGCCCGGCCGGCCGGUGGGGACCAGACUGCCAGUCUUCCUGUGAGCCCUGCGCCAACGGGGGACAGUGCAACAGAGAAACUGGAGCCUGCGACUGUCCCCCUGGCUACAUCGGGGCAUCCUGCUCUGCGUCCUGCCCCGAUGGUUACUACGGACAAAAUUGCCUGCUGUUAUGCAGCUGUAGCAGCAGUGCUCAGUGUCACCACGUCACCGGAGAGUGCACAUGUCCCCCGGGCUGGACUGGCCACGACUGCAAACACCGAUGCCCCGAGGGAAGCUUUGGCCCGAGCUGCAAGUACGGCUGUCAGUGCCAGAACGGAGCUGCCUGCGACCACGUGAGCGGAGCCUGUACUUGCGCGGCGGGCUGGACAGGAACCUUUUGUGGAAGAGCUUGUCCAGACGGAUUCUUUGGGCUUGACUGCCACCAGGUGUGCAAGUGCAAGAAUGCUGCCGGCUGCGACCACGUCCUGGGAACAUGCCGCUGCCUCCCCGGCUGGCUGGGAGAGACCUGCGAGCAGCCCUGCCGGGGGGACAGCUACGGGCCAGGCUGCAGCCACGCUUGUCACUGUCACAACGGAGCGCUCUGUCAUCAUGUAACCGGGACGUGCCUUUGUAGCCCGGGGUGGAAAGGAGCCACCUGCCAAGAAGCCUGUCCUCCUGGAUGGUAUGGUGCAAACUGUCUACAGCGCUGCGUCUGCCACGGCCAGGCGACGUGUGACCGCGUGACGGGCGAGUGCCUGUGUCCCCAGGGUUGGACGGGGAUAGCGUGUGAGCUGGAGUGUGGGGACGGGAGGUAUGGAGAGGGCUGCGAGCAGAACUGUAGCUGCCACCGUGGGGUUUGUGACCAGCACUCGGGGAAAUGCAUCUGCCACGCCGGCUGGACUGGGGACCGCUGUGACCUUGUCUGCCCCCAGGGAUUUUUUGGCAAGCGGUGCGAGGAGCAAUGUGACUGCGUGCACGGCUUGUCCUGCCACCAUCAAACUGGAGCGUGUCACUGUGAAAAGGGAUGGCGAGGGAGACACUGUGACAAACCUUGCUUGCCCGGCCGCUACGGCGCGGGCUGUGCCCAGCGGUGCCGGUGUCCCGCAGGUACCCCCUGCCAUCACCUGACGGGCGAGUGCGGCUGUCCUCCAGGAUUCACCGGCUACGGCUGCGAGAAAACUUGUCCACUGGGCACGUAUGGUAAGAACUGUAACGGCGUAUGUCAGUGCUCUGCCGAGAAUGAGGAAUGUCACCCGGUGACCGGCGACUGUGCGUGCCGCCCGGGGUACUACGGGGCCCGCUGCAACCUCCGGUGUCCAAAAGGUACUUACGGUUCAAACUGCCAAAACCCCUGUAAAUGCAUGAAUGGAGGCCAUUGCGACCCUGCGUCGGGAACUUGUGAUUGCGCGCCUGGUUUCAUUGGAGCCGACUGUAGUAAAACUUGCCCUGAAAACCGAUACGGGAAGGACUGCACCCUGUUCUGUGCAUGUGGUAAAGGUCAGUGUGACCCACGGACUGGCAAGUGUACCUGUCCUCCCGGCCAAAUGGGACCCAGCUGUCAGCAAGUGUGUCCCCAGGGACAAUAUGGCCCCAACUGCCACCUGACAUGUACCUGUCAGAACGGUGGUAUCUGUGACCACGUGGAUGGCAACUGCACUUGCGGGCUCGGCUGGACGGGAAGAUCGUGUGAGAAAGAAUGUCUCCCAGGGAAGUACGGGUCUGGCUGCGACCUGGACUGCUCGUGCCAGCACAACGGCACCUGCGACAGGUUCACGGGCUGCUGCCAAUGCCCCGAGGGUUACUACGGCCACUCCUGUGAGCACAGGUGUCCCCUUGGAUUUUAUGGGCUAAGCUGUCUUCAUGCAUGUGCCUGUAAAAAUGGAGCGAGCUGCGAUGCAGUGACAGGACAGUGCAUUUGUCCUUUGGGUUAUCAAGGUGUCUACUGCGAGAAAGGCUGCAACAGGGGCUGGUUUGGAGAGAGGUGCCGGCGCCGGUGCAACUGUGGAGAUGCUCCUUGUGAUCCAGAGACUGGGAAAUGCUUUUGCCCACCUGGGAAGACUGGAGAGAAAUGUGACAUUGAAUGCAGGUCAGACCACUACGGCCCCGACUGCUCCCUGCGAUGCCAGUGUGCCAGCAAAUCCCAGUGCAAUCCGUACAACGGGAACUGCGUGUGCCCAGCCACGUGGAUGGGGCCAACCUGCAAAGAAGGUGGCCCUCCAAAGCUUCCUUUUUAUGAAGAACAAACUCAAGAAAGAGGGAAUAUUUUUCCAAGAGCUCUACAACAGUAACAUUUGGACUAAUAAAUGAACUGUUUUAUAUGCACAGACGGUAUUUGAAUUUGGAUAUGAAAACAGCUAUUCAAUUCAGCUUGAAUUGUACUGAAGUAUUCACACUUCUUAUGGAAGACUACAGAGGCCAUUUAGUAGCUGGAUCCUUUUAAAAAGUUGAAUCUGUUUCAUGUAUUUAUUCCUAGCUCUUACCCCUCCAUUAAUCUGCUCUGGACAUUCUUUCUGAUAUAUAAUAUAAUUCAUUGUUUGAAAGCUUGGACAUGUUUUUAAUAAGACCAGCUCCAAAGAGUAUCAGGAUAAGCAGUAUGUAACAUAUCAACGUGCAGUGAGCCACACCACGUAUAAGUGACUUUCUAAACCCGCUUGACAACCAAUGUGAAGUUUAAUGAGCGUUUCACAGAUUAUGAAGCCAAUAUGGAUUCACUGCAAAAUCACAUUGCACAGAAACUAGUGGGAUUCACCAAAUUAAUUCCUCUUUGAAUAACAUUGUGUGUUCUAGAAAAGCAUUCGGUCUAAUUUUAAACUUGCAACUGAAGAAGAAACCACCACAGUCCUCGAUAAGUUGUUAAUUAAUUUAAGAACAUGUACCACAUUUCUAGUGUGGAUUGACUGAUUGGAAGGUCUCCAUCUAUAUCUUGCUUACGUCUGAAUCCGUCUUCCAAAGAGCAUGGUGUCAUCUGUCAGACUCUUCUGGCUUUCUGCGUUCUCCCGUCUUGUCAGUCGAGUUUCUCAGUGGUUUGUCAAGUCAAACUGUGCAGUAGUUCUCAUCAAACAGUACCUGCUAACGCAGAAAAGAGUUUUAUCUUGGAUGGAGAAAGCAGAUAGUAAGCAAGGUCUUAAACACAUCUGCAGUCAUUAACUGUCCGGUACAAAGCAAGCGCCACUUCCUCACCUGGGAUUUUAAUUCAAACUGUGAUCUGUUGGAAGCAAUACAGGUUCGGUAGGUAUUUUUCAAGCUUCAUGGAAGUCUUAUUGUUGUUAUUCAUCACUUCAUAGGUAUCAAAAGUCAUCCUAAACACAGUAAAGAUAUUUGUGAAUGUGUCAAAAUUAAUUAACCAGCUGUGCUUUCAGCCAGAAAAUUACAGGGGCUGAUGCUGAUCCCUUGUCAUUUCUUCUUUAGAGCUCUAUGAAUGUCGCUGGAAAGUUUACUCAAUGUAAAUGUGACAAACCUGUUGUUGUCCCAAACCUAGUCAGAAGUGUGUGGCUCUCAGCAGGGCUUUACUGCCAGCUGUGACAUUUUAAAUGUUCUUUUGGAGAUGCGAUGGCCUGGGUCUGAUCCUACAAUUAUGUGAAUUUGGGGCAAUUUCACUGAACUGGAACUGAUAAGGUAAAUCUCAUAUGAGACAAUUAGAUAUAAUCUUAGCAACUGCUGGAGAAGAACGAUCCAAGUUAAGCAAUUGACGUAUUUUGAUCUUAAUUAUGUAUUUACCACAGAGCCAAACUACAAUAGUAAUGCAAGCGUCGCAUUAUAUUCAAGAUUUUUCGUAGAAUCAUAGAGUAAGUUAAAUUGUAAGAGACCUCUGGAGGUCCAGGCUUCUCUUCAAAGCCUGGUCAACUUCAAAGUUAAAUGGGGUUGCUCAGAGAUUCAUCCAGUUGAGUUCUGAAUAUCUCCAAGGAUGGAGAUCCCACCACCGCUUUGAGCCCCCGUCCCAGUGAAAAUUUCAUGCUCACGAUUUUUUUUUUCCCUAGUUUCCAAUGAGAAUUUCCUAAGUUCCAACUUUGGUCUGCUGCUUCUCAUCCUUUCAGUGUGCAUCUCUGAGAAGUGUUUGGCUUCAUCUCAUCUACAGCCCCCAUGGGGUAGUUGAAGACAGCAGUAAUACCUCCCCUUGGUCUUCUCUUCUGAAGACCGAGCAAACCCUGCUCCCUCAGACCCAACUGUUACCAGCCCCAGUUACCUCGGUGACCCUUCACUGGCCCAGUUCCAGCACAUCGGACAUUUCGGUUUAGGGAGAGAUGCCCGAUGACUGCUGUGGUUACUCAGCAGCUAAUGCGUAAAACCCAAGAACUUACAUUUUGCUAUUUGACAGCAGUUUGUAAAAUGUACUGGUUUUUUCUUAUCUGUGUAUACUGAUAUGUGAUUAGAGCAGCUAAUCAAAGGGGAAACCUUUCUCAAGCCAUAUUAUUUACACCUGUGUAUACUUGUUUACAUUUUCCACAGUACCUUGAUAAUAGAAUUGUAAAUAUGUAGUAUAAAGGAAAUAAAAGAUUUUUGUGUUAAGUGUUUUUAAAGAACGUCACAAUUUUAGGUACAUGAUGAAACACAUAUUUUAAGUGACUGAUACUGAGCCUGUGCCAAUGAAUUAGAGGCCCAGGUAGAUCUGCCUGGGAAAUAUUUCAGCAAACUUUUUUUUCAGUCCGAAAAUGCCACUUCAUACAAAACCAUUCACAUGCAAUAGUCUUUUUUAUUCAUUCCUCCUUCAAAAUACUUCUUAGCUUCUUUACGUUAUUGCCUUGGGGAAAGAAGUUCACUUCAGUGCCAUUAAACAGAUCAUUCUGAUUUGGGGCUUAACAUGACUUUGUUCCAGAACAAAGUACAAUCAUACAAAGGUAAAAAAUUAAACAUUUCAAAAAUAUUAAAAGAUUACUUUUGAUGGGGUCGUUUUGAAUGUCUUUUCUUGGUUAUCUAUUUGUGAAGGUUUUCACUUUUUUCACAAGGCAGGGAAAUGUUUACAGGAUGUCAUUUUCUAGAAGAAGAGCUAAAACUUUACAUCAUUAGCUAUUAAUUAAGGAAGUUUAUUUGCUUGUGGUGUCAUUAAUAUGUUUUGAUGCUGCUCCUUACUGCAGAUUAACAAAUUUACCUAAUUCUGUGCCUACAAAAUAGUCUUUAUUAGUCAGCAUGGACUUUUUUAAUGGAAAAACAACUAAAUCAGCUUUUCCAUAGAUUAAUUUUGUAGCAAGUGAGUGUAAUUGCUACUAAAAUAAUACAACUCUGCUUAUUUGCUUCAUCAGGUUCCAGUGAAAGACUGUCAGGCUGAUACUGUCCUGCACAUAGCACUGGAGCUUGCUGAAAACUUCAGUGAAAAUGGGUUUUAUAUUUAAAUUUAUGUCCAUCUUCCACUUGGUAAAUGCCUUUCUUGGCUCUCCAUUUCCCAGAAGGCUGAAGUUAAUUAUGCUUUCUUGAAAAGAGCGCUCUGUGUAUUCCACUGUAACACACUUGCAUGCACAGAUAACUCCUUUCAGAAGGACAUUUAAAUUAUUUUGACCAUGCAGUUUCUGUGCCAAAUCCCGCUCUCUUACCUUUUUGCGUGUUCCAGAUAACUCCAGUUUGAGAAGAGUGGAAAUGAGUUGAGUGUAACUCAAUGGGUCCAGCGGAAUCUUACUCAAUGUGAAUUCAUGAAACCAGAACAACAUGUUUUAAGUUAGACUUCAGUAUUUAUAACACUAUCCUCAUAGGAAAACAAUCAGAAUUUUAAAAAUUCUCUGCUUCCCCUGCCAAAAAUUAUUAUUCUACUUUUAUCCUUUUUAUGUUGAAGAACUAUAGCUAUUAAAGUUUGCCCAGAUUUCUUGCCAACCAUAUUAUUUUGAUUGGCUGCAGAUUUCUGUUUGUGUAAGUAAUAACCAUCAUAGCAUCAGGAGUUGCCAGUGGGACAAACAUGGAAAUUAUACCUUUAUGUCCUUCCCAGAAGAGCCAAAGACACAUUUUGGAGCCAUCGUGGCUUCAUACUGUUGAUCUAACAGUGACAAAUAACAUUUCUGUUAGAGUUUAGCUUCUUAUCAGAGCAAAGAAAAGCUUAGGAAGAGUCCUUAAGAGAACUGGUGGGCCAAGAAACCUCGAUCCUCCCGUCCUUGUGUUAAUUUUUUUUAUAGUUAGGCUAGAAACCUUCUCCGUCCCCAGUUCUUGAAGGACUCUUCCUGCACGUUGACCUGUGGCUGACUGCAGCAGCUCCAUGCAUGAGCUGCGACUGUGCCCAGUAAUUCUUUUGCGGGGUCGAAGCUUUAAAUUCUACCACGCUGUAAAGCAAUUUCCAGCGGUAAACACCGAAUCUCAGACUUGUAGAGCAUA